Messenger RNA from Harmonia axyridis, 779 nucleotides. It is a transcript of the gene Eip63F-1, whose product is annotated as calcium-binding protein E63-1. The record is from RefSeq and is a predicted model, not a curated record. Lineage: Eukaryota; Metazoa; Arthropoda; Insecta; Coleoptera; Coccinellidae. Bases 202 to 696 code for a protein of 164 amino acids. The transcript is spliced from 5 exons. Gene Ontology annotation, molecular function: enzyme regulator activity; calcium ion binding.
UUCGACGUGAUCCACACUCUCGAACUCGUCCCUGGUGGCAAAAUUGAAACAACGAAGCAUCAUCGCGCACCGCGCGACAAUCCGAUGACAAACAAACGAUAGUCGUCUCGGCCCGUCUUUGAUGCAGAUUAUUCUUAAUCCGGCCGAUGAUGUAAAAAAGCAGUGUCAGAAAUUCGCGCGUAUUAUGUGAAAACGGGCGACAUGAACAAGUCGAAGGAGGCCAGGAGAAGCAGUUCGAUCAAGGAGCAGUUCACGGAGAAAGAGCUCAAAGAUUUACGUACAGCGUUUGAGCUCUGCGAUAGGAACAGAGAUGGUGAAGUAACCAGAGGAGAGUUCAAAAUAAUGCUGAACAAUUUAGGCAUUGACCUGAAGGAUGACGUUCUCAAGGAACUCAUGAACAAUGCUAGUCAUGACGGUUCGGAGGUCAUAGAUGAGAACGACUUUCUUAAUUGGGUCAAGCAAAUACAAAACUUGAGACCCGUUCUGAAGGCAGACAGUUGCGAAGACUUGUUGGCAGCUUUCAAAGUUUUUGAUCUCAACAAAGACGGUUAUAUAACGAAAGAUGAACUUAAGACUGCAAUGGAAACCAUAGGCGAAGUAGCCACCGACGACCAAAUAGAUGACUUUAUCGUUAAAGCCGACAGGGAUAAAGAUGGCAAAAUAAAUUACGAAGAGUUCGUCAAGAUGUUGUCGUGAAGGUAGGAAUCAAACCAAAUGUGAUAAAUCCGUUAGAAUUAACAAUGUUAUACGUACUCAAAUAAAGAGAUUAUGAUAUCAGA